Durusdinium trenchii is the source of this 2086-nucleotide messenger RNA. NCBI's taxonomy places the organism in Eukaryota, Dinophyceae, Suessiales, Symbiodiniaceae. The record is from the annotation of a GenBank genome assembly.
GCCACUCAAACGCAGACAGUGCCGUGUGCACUUCGGGCAAGAACUUUGUUUCGAUGUCCAGGGUCCUCUUGCCCAAUGGAGAUUCCGAGAUUUUUGCAUCAACCAGCUACAGCCGCUACAGCUGCAGCUGCCGGAAUACCGCAACACGUGCGGCCUGUUGAUAGUCAGUCCCAAUGCCAAUCCAGAUGGAUUCGCGAGGGACUUGCAGUCUCAGGAUUUGCGGUCGCCGUGCUUUCGAAUCAGCUUCCACGAAAAGGCACGCGCGCCAGAAUGCAUUUAAUGGCUCAGCCUGUGCCUAGGGAAACCUCAGGCACUGACGACAUCUCUUCAGGCUUUAGCGUGAAGCCAGGGACGGAGUUGGAGGCAAUGAUCAGUGAGCUUCGAGAUCUGGAGGUUUCCCGACCUGGUGCACAAGAGAGUGCCAGCGAGGCCAAGGCAGAUGAAGUUGCUGAUGAGAGUCUUGAGGCAGAGGCUUUAGACAUCAAACACAUCGACCGAAGUGGACAAGUUGCAGUGCUGGGUGUCCCCAAUUCUGGAAAGUCAUCCCUCGUCAACGAGCUUGUUGGAACAAAGGUGUCAAUCGUGUCCGCAAAGCCACAAACGACGAGACAAAGGAUUCUGGGUUUGGCCUUGCUGGCCCCAAGACCUGGAAUGCCACUGACUACGCAAGCGAUAUUUGCAGAUACUGCUGGCAUCAUGGACAUCGGACAGAAUGUCUCCGAGUUCGGUUUCAGGCACAAGCGAAAGCGAUUGUUCCGACAAAACCGCUUGCACAAGGCUAUGGUCAAGACAGCAUGGAAGCAGACCAAGGCUUCUGAUGCAGUUUUCUGGGUCCUGGAUGCCUCCAAAUGCUUUCUCUAUGGUGACUACAUGCCACCAAGUCCUGAGCUCGACGGAGUCUCCAUCGGGGCUGUUGUGGAAGAUUCAUGGUGGUUGCACCCAGAACUGGCAGAAGAACUCGCCUUCUUGAGAAAGCUCAAGCGAUCAAACAUGAAGGUCAGUGUUGUCCUGAACAAGGUUGACCUUCUGCGAGACAUGGCGGUUGACGUCGAAGACUUCACCCUCAAGAUGAGGGAGCAGCUUUCCAGUGACUUGGGAAGAACCCAGGAUGGUGAGGAAAUUCUGGACAAUAUUUGGCCCACGUCAGUUCUGAAAGAUCCAGUAUCAUUGGCCCCAAUAAAAAGGUGGCUUUGCGAGAAUCUUCCAAAGCAGAGUCCGAUUUACCCUUUGGAGAACAUCAGCGAUGUUCCUGCGCGUGUUGUGGCAUCUGAGAUCACACGGGAGAAGCUGUUUGGAGUAUUGAGAGAAGAAGUUCCCUAUCAUUUGACAGUUGUAAAUGCUGUUUGGCGGCAAGAGCCGGAUGGCAAACUUUUGCUAGGCCAAAAGGUGGUUGUGGCCACUGAGGGGCAAAGCCGGAUUGUUCGAGCCUGGUUGAGGCAGAUAACGGAGGAUGCAGAAAGGGAGAUCUCAGGGACUCUGAAUUUUGGGAGGUCUGUUGAGCUUCAUUUCCAGGUUCAAGUGGAUCCAAAGUGGGCAGAGAAUGAGGAGUACUAUGAGGAUGUACAGGGGCUGCUUGAUCGCAGCGGCUCACUGGCUUUUCCCUAAGGAAAACCUGGUUGUUCUCCUCCACUGGGGCAAAGCAGCUACUGGCCCUCUCGACACGCGGGCUUGCAGCAUCACCCACGAGUUUGUUCUGUUCUAUGCAAAAGGUGCGGCUGAUUGCAGUAUUGCAAACCAGAGGGUGGGCGUGUCCAAAUGAGGAUUUGAGUGGACGUGGUGUAGGACACGUGCAUAACCGAUCGGGGCCAUCGCAUCUACAUACUGAUGCCCUUUACCUCAUUUACAACACCUGCAUAACCGAUGGGGGGCGCCGGCGCCCCAUUCUGGGCUAUGUCCUUAGGCAUCCUUAGGCUAGCUACAGGAUUUCGUCCUGCACUCAUAUAUAAUGACAUCAAUGUACUUGCUCCAAAAUUGUCAGAAGUGACAUGAAAUCUUUAUCUAGGGUGUGACCUUGAUGAACCUCUGCAGCAUAGCAAACCAUUGGACACCUUGUAUGCAGAUAACAUACAGUACUUGUAUCAUUCCA